UUCCGGGGAUGGGAGGCGGGAGGAGACCUCAUUUUAAAAUCUUGUUGCUUGGUGCUGUCAUCGUCUCGUUUUGAGACACUGUCCCGUAGGAGAAGGAGGGUCGUCUAGGGUCUGCUGGCCGCGGCGGGAGGCCGCCUUCUCCGUAGCGGUUAAGAAAGAGAAGGAGUGAGGUCGAGCUGUCGGCGCCCAAGUCAAAAGCCCGAAGCAGAUGAAAAAGCUGAGGCAAACAGGGAUUAAGGGAUUUGCCCAGGGUCACACAGCAUGAUGUCUCACAUAAAGACAGAAGAAGAGUUGGAUUUAUUUAAUAAAAGUAUAAAUGACUUUUGGAACAAAUUCCGAAAUACUACACUCAAUGAACACUGUAGUCAAAUGGUGGGGCUGAGAGAUACUUAUAAAGACUCCAUUGAAGCACUGACAGAAAGAUUGUCCACAAAGAUAAAAGAAGAAGAUCGAAUGAUUGAGACUUUUCUGGAAUUCAGGAAUACUAUCCAUAUCCAGAAUAAACUUAUUCAAGAAAAACAAGAUAACCUAUUAAAACUGGUUGACGGUAUACAAGACAAGGAACGAGAAAUGGAAAAACUGACAGAAAGGAUACAAGAUCUUAAAGAAUCAUUGGAUAAGAAAAAAGAAAUUAUUUCUGCUGCUAACAAAGCCAAUAAGGAAAGGUUGAAAAUGCUUCAGAAAUCUUAUGAUUUGUAUAAAGAUCAACUUGGACUGGAAAUUCGAAAAAUUUAUGGUGAAAAACUUCAAUUUAUAUUCCGAUGUAUUGACCCUAAAGCCCCUGAGAAACCAUUCACCUUUAUCCUGCGCAUAAAUGAAGAAGGGGAUUAUGAAGUAUCAGAUAGUGCUCCUCAUCUGGAAUGCUUGGCUGAAUUUCAAGAGAAAGUAAGGAAGACAAACAAUUUUUCAGCUUUUCUUGCCAAUGUUCGGAAAGCUUUUAUUGCUUUGGUCUGUAAUGAAUGUGUAAAUACUGUGUAAAGACUAUAUUUUCAUUUUUUUCCUUACUAUUCCCUUUAAAACUUCUAAAUGACUAUUAUAUGUCUGACUCUUUUUUGAAUUUUUAGUUGUAUUUUAGCUUUACAAGAAUUAAUAAAACUUUAUAGCAUACUUGUGAAAGCAAA
Monodelphis domestica (gray short-tailed opossum) is the source of this 1121-nucleotide messenger RNA. RefSeq names its product SPC25 component of NDC80 kinetochore complex (gene SPC25). The record is from RefSeq and is a predicted model, not a curated record. Gene Ontology annotation, cellular component: Ndc80 complex. Gene Ontology annotation, biological process: chromosome segregation. Lineage: Eukaryota; Metazoa; Chordata; Mammalia; Didelphimorphia; Didelphidae.